AUGCGGUGCGGCAUCUUUGCCCAGCCAUGUCUCCUGGUGUUUUUGCUGCUGUGUCUCUCCGGGGCCAUUGCAGACACCUCUGAGAAGCCCUAUCUCAUUCGAACCAAAUCAUCCACCCCCGUCUCGACCUUUGACGCCUUCAUUCAAGAACUGGAUGAAGGCCAAGGAAAGCCAGAAAUCUUCCCCGAUGGCGAGUACCAGAGCUACCAGACCAACCUCACGGAAUCACAGGCCGAGGAAAUUCGCCAGAAAGAUUUUAUCCUCUUGGUCUUCCCCGCAGGGAUCGCUAAUGAGGUAAAGCCGCGAGACCCACAACAGGGGGCUGUGAAUGAUACAUCCGAGGCACCAAGCGAAGGAUCCCGUUUGGAGCGACGACAAAGACACACUCCCAGGCAAUUGCAAUUCGUCUCGUGGAACGGGCUUGGGGAAGCCCCGGAUGAUUUACGCUAUCGACGAGACUCCAGUGACGGUGCGGGGGUGCCGAUCUUUGUGAUUGACAGCGGCUUUAAUAUACAUCAUCCGGAGCUUGCCCGGCAUGGCCGACGAGUGUUUCCCUGGGCGGUCCCUGAAACCGCGAUGCCGUCUCAAAUGAGAAUUGGGGGAAGAAUCUGGGAUCGUCUUCCGCAGCAGUUUGACACUGACUAUGAGGGCCAUGGCACAAAAAUGGCCGCUCUGGCGGCAGGCACCACGCUGGGAGCGGCUCGGUUUGCGGAUCUGCACUUGAUCAAAGCCUCAGUGGAUUAUGACUACCAGGGGAACCGUGGAACUCGCCAGGCCAGAACCUCCUACGAGACAUGGCGCCUAGUCUUUCGCUAUAUCGUCCAUGUCUUGCGGGCACAGGCCCAAAAUGCAAGAAUGAACGGAUUCACUCUGAAAGCGAUUGUCUCGAUCUCGGGAGACCGCGACCGCGUCGACGAUGAUGAGCAAACAGACCGUGCUUACUGGAGCUUGUUCCAGGACUUUGCGGCUGACCUGAAUGAAUAUGGUGUUCCUCUGGUGGUUGCCGCUGGCAAUGAUGGCUUGGAAGGGAGAACCCUGGAUGAUUCAUUCUUGACUGCUUUAUCCAGGCCCGGCAACAACAUUAUUCCUAUUGGUGGCGUGCAAGCGGAUGGAACACUGUGGAUUCAAACGACGCCCGAUGGGAGGAGAUCGAGGAUUUCUGCCUAUACCGUGUGUACGGAUCUCGAUACUCUGGACGAUCAUGGCCGCUACAUCUCGCACUAUGAUAGUGGCACGAGUCCUGCCGCGGCAAUUACGUCGGGCAUGCUGGCAACAUGGCUGAGUAUUGAUCUCUGCAAUGUCCCCCCUGUCUUCCAAGAUGUGGUCGGACGCAUCUUCGACCGCUACGGCAAUCCCAAUGCUGUGGGCAUUAAAAAUCAAUUGGAGAGGGUCUCUUACCAGAAAAACCACCGGAAGGUGCCCCGAGGCACCCCCAGGCUCCCUUACGAACUGCCACUCCGAGUAAACUCCAUAUACAACUGGGCUCGGGGACGACCAGUUACGGGAUAA
Penicillium alfredii is the source of this 1509-nucleotide messenger RNA. Its product is annotated as S8/S53 family peptidase. The record is from RefSeq and is a predicted model, not a curated record. The transcript has 4 exons. The coding region runs from base 1 to 1509 and encodes 502 amino acids. Gene Ontology annotation, molecular function: serine-type endopeptidase activity. NCBI's taxonomy places the organism in Eukaryota, Fungi, Ascomycota, Eurotiomycetes, Eurotiales, Aspergillaceae. Gene Ontology annotation, biological process: proteolysis.